This is a messenger RNA of Mastomys coucha (southern multimammate mouse), 1935 nucleotides long. It is a transcript of the gene Cd207, whose product is annotated as CD207 molecule. Gene Ontology annotation, cellular component: external side of plasma membrane. Lineage: Eukaryota; Metazoa; Chordata; Mammalia; Rodentia; Muridae. The transcript has 9 exons. Gene Ontology annotation, molecular function: carbohydrate binding. The record is from RefSeq and is a predicted model, not a curated record. Bases 10 to 1167 code for a protein of 385 amino acids. Gene Ontology annotation, biological process: biological process involved in interspecies interaction between organisms.
GAGGUGGAGAUGAAGGAGAGGGAGGCUCCCGAAGCGCACUUCACAGUGGACAAACAGAACAUCUCUCUCUGGCCUCAAGAGCCUCCUCCCAAGCAAGGUCUGUCUCCAAUUUUGAGGAAACCUCUGUGUAUCUGCGUGGCCUUCACCUGUCUGGCGUUGGUGCUGGUUGCCUCGAUUGUGCUUCAGGCUGUUUUCUAUCCCAGGUUGAUGGGCAAAAUAUUGGAUGUGAAGAGUGAUGCCCAGAUGUUGAAAGGUCGUGUGGACAACAUCAGCACCCUGGGUUCUGAUCUUAAGAAUGAAAGAGGCCGUGUGGAUGAUGCUGAGGUUCAGAUGCAGAUAGUGAACGCCAGCCUCAACAGAGUGCAUUCUCGGAUCCUGUCUUUGGAAACCAGCAUGCGGCUAGCCCAUAAUCAGCUCCAAAUGUUAACAAUGAACUGGGAGGAGGUUGGAAACCUCAAUGCCAAAAUCCCAGAGCUACAAAGAGAUCUGGAUAAAGCCAGUGCCUUGAACAUAAAGGUCCGAGGACUACAGAACAGCUUGGAAAAUGUCAACAAGCUGCUCAAAGAACAGAGUGACAUUCUGGAGAUGAUGGCUCGAGGCUGGAAGUACUUCAGGGGAAACUUCUAUUACUUUUCACACACCCCCAAGACCUGGUACAGCGCGGAGCAGCUCUGUAUUUCUAGGGAAGCUCACCUGACCUCAGUGACCUCAGAAUCAGAACACGAGUUUCUCUACAAGGCAGUAGAUGGAAUUCCACACUGGAUUGGACUUACCAAGGCAGGGAGUGAAGGGGACUGGUAUUGGGUGGACCAGAUGUCAUUCAACAAGGAGCAAAGUAAGAGAUGCUGGGGGUCAGUCUGCCACGGAUCACCACUGUCAUCCACGGUCUUAUGCCAUGGUGAAAUGGAGCCACCGCCUGCUGAGUUCCUGAGUACCUUUGCCUGGCCCCUUUCCUCUCUUCCAGAGACCCAGUUUGUGUGUAGCUGCUGGCGGCUACAACCUUUGAUUGAGACAAGUCCCAAUGUGUGGAUUUGGUAUGGAUCUGCUGCCUACCCAACAGAACCUUGGAACCUAACAACCCAAUGUCAAGCUGAUGGGCCAGCUCAUUGUGAUCAGCAGAAAGGAGAUCUCCCUUGGUCUGCCCAGACUGUAAGACUGAGUAUCUGAGAAGGACUUCUGGACUCACACAUAUUUCUUGAGUGGGAACACCGUCUUGGGGUGUGCCUAUGGGAACUGUAACCCCUUUAUUCUAAGAGUUAUAGCCUGGAAUGAGUUGAGCACACAGCCCUUGCUUAAAGGCAGGACCUGCGGUUUCUGGCUUGCUGAAAAGAGAGAGAGAUUUGAGUAUGCUGUGGAGUCUGUUAUAUGAAAGAUGUCACCUGACAAAGCUCACCCUAUGGGCCCAGAUAAAAGAUGGCUGCCUUAACUAUGUCUCCCUCCCUGUCUUCCACUCUCAGAACACUCCACUUAUGGUAAUAAAUCAAUCCAUAGUCUCAAUCAAGGGGGCUAUUGUAACAAACUCAACAUAAGCUCUAAUCCGUAAAGGACAUAGAUAAUAAUCAUGAGAUAUUCAUGCCAUUUCACCAUGGCAUAAGAACUGGAAAUGUGUAGAUGCCAGUGGUGAUCUGCGGCAGACUGACCCCUCUGCAAAAAUUUAAGACAAACAAGACAAAUUUGAAAGUGCAAAGUGCACAUUGAGUAAUUCAUUGCCUCUGAGAAUUAUAAAUUAUCUCCUGAUGAUGUUUUUGAGCUUUAGACCUUAAAGUUACUAAAUAAUGGGAUAAACUAUACUUUCCCCAGCCCUGGAAAUGAUUGCUUAUAACUUUAACUUUUUCAAAUUCUAUUUUUAAUGAUGAUUCUUAAAUGUUUUAACCUCUUGGUUAGCCCACUACCCACUAGAGGUAGUGGAAGAGAAAAGAUACGGGGAGGUGGACC